Leishmania mexicana MHOM/GT/2001/U1103 is the source of this 1104-nucleotide messenger RNA. Its product is annotated as promastigote surface antigen protein 2 PSA2. Bases 1 to 1104 code for a protein of 367 amino acids. The record is from RefSeq and is a predicted model, not a curated record. Gene Ontology annotation, molecular function: protein binding. The transcript has a single exon. Lineage: Eukaryota; Euglenozoa; Kinetoplastea; Trypanosomatida; Trypanosomatidae. Gene Ontology annotation, cellular component: plasma membrane.
AUGGCGCAGUGCGUGCGUCGGCUGGUGCUGGCGGCGCCCCUCGCCGCUGUGGUGGCGCUGCUGCUGUGCACGAGCAGUGCACCGGUGGCGCGUGCUGCGGGGACGAGCGACUUCACUGAGGCGCAGCAGAAGAACACGCUGACGGUGCUGCGGGCGUUUGCGCGUGCGAUCCCUGAGCUGGGGAAGAAGUGGACGGGCAGCGACUUCUGCUCGUGGGACUUCGUCACAUGCUACUCCACCGGCGUCAGUGUGUGGAUGGACAAAGUGGAUUAUACCGGCACGCUGCCGGAGAUGCCUUCGGGCGUCGACUACAAGGACGUCAUGAUCAUGGCACUGAACUUCAGCGCAAUGGGCCAGGGGCUGAGCGGGACGCUGCCCGCCUCAUGGAGCUCGCUGACGUCCUUGAUGUCACUGUGGAUCGAAAAGUCUGAGAAGGUCACCGGCACGCUGCCUGCACAGUGGAGCUCGAUGAAGCAGCUGACCCUUCUGCAUCUGGAGGGCACUAAGGUCUUCGGCACGCUGCCUGCCCAGUGGAGCUCGAUGACGUCGCUGGGCAAUCUUAACCUGCGCUUCACUGCGGUCUCCGGCACGCUGCCUGCCCAGUGGAGUGGGAUGACGAGUGCGGAGGCCCUGCAGCUGGAGUACUGCGGUCUGUCCGGUUGUCUGCCCCCCGAGUGGUCUGCGAUGCCGAAGCUGCGUAUCGUCUCACUGAGCGGCAACCACUUUAGCGGGUGUGUGCCCGACUCGUGGGUCAAGAAGCCUGGCCUCGUUGUGACCAUAGAGGACGAGCACAAGGGCAGCAACUGUGUAUCUGAUAAUCUCUGCGACACAACCACUGAGCCGCCCACUGCGCCCACCACCACCGGCACCCCAGCAGCCUCCUCUACUCCUUCUCCAGGGUCGGGGUGCGAGGUGGAUGGGUGUGAGGUGUGCGAGGGGGACUCCGCUGCGCGGUGCGCCAGGUGCCGUGAGGGCUACUCCCUGACGGACGAGAAGACGUGCCUGGCGCACCACGAUGGCGGCGUGGCGGCGGCGUCGAGCGGAGCGGUGGCUGCCGCUGCUGUGUGGGCGGCUGUGCUGUUGAGCGUGGGGCUGGCGGCGUGA